UCGCUUAUGAAAGAAGAAAACGUUGGAUAGUUGGAGAUUCGAAGACGUUGGAAGCCGAAGAUCACGGGCCCGAGUGAUUUGGUUUUGAGAAAAAACGGUAAUUAGGACGAGGAAGACCAAGAAAUUAUUAUACCGCUUUCUGCGGAUCUCCCAAAAACUUUUUAAGAUGACUGCAAAUUGGAAAGUUUAAAGAAAUUGGAAACUGAAGAUCGAGGGUGUAAGAGCUUCGGUUUAGAGGGGAAAAAGUUUCGCAAUCGAGGAAGUCGAGGAAAUUAUUACAAUUCUAAAGUAAUAUUAUUAUGCUGUCUUUUCUUUUCCUCCUUGUUUGUGGAUUUUCAUUACAUUUUUUAAGAAAACUGAGAAAUUGAAAAUUUAAGGAAGUUGGAGAGUGAGGAUUAAUACACCUAAAAUAAAUAUUAUUCGGCUGUCUUCUGCGAAUUUUUACAAAGUUUCUGCAAGGAAUUUGACCCUUUGGUUUGGAGGAAAAGAUUUAUUCCGAGAUGCAGACAGGCGAAGAAAUUGUGAAAAAUUCUGUGAAAACUGAAGCGAGUCCGUAUUAUGGAUUUCUCUAAAAUUUCUUAAUGGAAAUUAGAAAAUCAGUGAGCUGAAAGACUCGAAAACCGGAAGCUGAUGGUAAAACUGCUUUGGUUUAACGGGGAAAGAAUUUAAAAAGUCGAAGACGUUGAAACGAUUGAGAUAACAUCGCGCAAUUGUUUCCUAUGGGUUCUUUUGCAAUUUCCUAAAAGAAGAACGGUAAAAGCAAGUCCAAAAAAGCUUGAAAACCGACAAUUAAAGAAACAGCUACUCUAGCUUAGCCGAAAAAUAGCGCCAAAGUCGAGGAAGACUGAAGAAAUUGAAGAAAACUGAGAAUAUCUGUGAAACUAUUUCAUUCAAGUAGAAUUGGAAGUUAAGGAAGACUAAGAAGUUUCGCGUAACAACGUUCCGGAAGUUAGAAAAAUGAGAUUGACGGUGGAAGUGCUUUCAGCAAAAAGAGGAGUUUCAACAUUGAGUGAUCGACAAAGGUUCUAUCAGUGAUAAUUAGGAGCUCGAAUGUUUGGAAUUAAGUUUGAGUGCCCGAGAGGAAUUUAAUGUGUCGUUUAAAAACUCAAGAAACUUGAUAUUAAAAAUAAAUAUCUAAAUAGACCAUACCUUAAGCAGACCAUAAAUUGUGCUUCCAGAUUAGACAUCUGCAGUUUGAAAUUGAACGCUUAAACGUAAAAAUGAAAAAUUGCAAAUAAUUAUCCACGAGCCACUACUCCGUAUUUUGAAACUUAAUCUUCCUUAAAUCGGGUACAACGUGCUGCGAGGACCCAACAAAGUAAAUCACACGAGUAAAUUUACCCGAGAGACCACUUCAUUCAAGAGAAACGGCUAGACAGUCUCCAACUUAGUUCAAACAAAUCAUUUCCAUUCUUCCAUCAAAACUUCAAAUUCUAUUAAUAAUACAAAAACUCUGACAACUCUCAAUUUAUUCCACGAUCAAGUGAAAACGACGCUACCAGUUCUUCGAACGAAUCCAAACCAAUAUCGACUACCAGUUCUAACGAAAGAGUCUUAAAAUUGAAACUUUACGAUUUAAUAGAAAUUCCACGAUAUAUUGAAAAUGAGUGGUUCUCCGAUCCACGCGCAAACUAAAUUACGCUCGAUUUCGUCUCCAUUAAUAACAAAACUCUAAAUCUGCCAGUCAAAACGAUGGAAUCGAGUUUCUGAACCAAAGAAAACCAAUUAGUACCAACCCACGUACUUCUAUCAAAAACACACCAACGAUUCGCGUGGAAUGACCAGCCUUCGCCAUGGAUCCUACGACUACCCUGGCUCCCAAAGUCAUUUCUUCCGCUCUACAAACCUAUCUCCAAAACUUUACCGCUUUCACCAACACCACGAACACCGUUCUGCCUCUCAGAGACUCUUUAUACAUCGUAAUACCAGUGACCGUGAUUUAUCUGUCGAUCUUCAUAACCGGUACAAUCGGAAACAUCAGCACGUGCAUCGUGAUCGCGCGCAACAAGUCGAUGCACACAGCCACCAACUAUUAUCUAUUCAGCCUGGCGGUAUCGGACCUGUUGCUGUUAGUCUCUGGUCUCCCAGCAGAGAUUUAUAUGGUCUGGUUCAAGUAUCCGUACAUAUUCGGUGAAGUUUUCUGUGUUCUUCGUGGCCUGGCAGCGGAAACCUCUACGAACGCUUCGGUGCUGACCAUUACGGCGUUCACCGUCGAAAGAUAUUUGGCUAUUUGUCAUCCGUUCUUGUCGCAAACGAUGUCGAAGCUGACGAGAGCGGUGAAGCUGAUCCUUGUAAUUUGGUUAAUGGGUCUGUUGUUCGCAUUGCCACUGGCGUUGCAAGUCGGAGUUGUUCACCAUCACAGCAAUCCAAAGAUGGUGAUGUGUACCGUGAAGAGAGUUUUGGUCAAGCAUUCCUUCGAAUUGUCCACGUUCUUCUUCUUCGUGGUCCCGAUGGUUCUCAUUACGGUGCUGUACGCGUUGAUCGGACUGAAACUAAGGAAGUCGAACAUGAUGAAGAGGAGCAGAGGCAGCGGCGAAAGUGGAAGCUGCAGGCAUCAUCCUGGAAAAUCGUCGAGGAGAGUGCUGAAGAUGCUCGUUGCAGUGGUGAUAGCCUUUUUUAUUUGUUGGGCGCCGUUUCACGUACAGCGACUGGUCGCCACACACGGGACGAACUCGGAGGACCACAUGAGCUCGAACAGCAAAUUGGACGAGUUUCUUUAUACCCUGAUGACCUACAUAUCUGGCGUACUCUAUUACGUGUCCACGUCGAUUAACCCGAUUUUGUAUAAUAUCAUGUCGAACAAAUUUCGAGUCGCCUUCAUGGAAACGUUGUCAAGGAGUUGCAGAAUCCCCGGCCUGGCGAUUCGCACGGAGCAACGAUCGUACUCGAGUCUGCCACGAUCGCAGCAGCGAGCGAUCGGCUCUAGAAACGUGGGAACAGGCGGCACCGGGAUCAUCCACGACAGCACCGACUGUUCCGGAAAUUCUGGCCACCACGGCAGCCUAAAGCAGAACACGCCAUUGACCGAGCACGUUAACGCGGGCUCGACGCGGUCCAACGUGGAUAAGAAGGGCAACGAGGACAUUGGGAGACUGGAAGACUCGAAAGAGGUUAAAGACAAGGACAUCGAUUGCUGCAAGAGUUCGAGAAAAUCGAGGCCAGUCAGAUAUGCCACCGUGAAGCUUUCGAACGUGAACCAAUCUGAGAAGAAAUGGUGGCGGUUGUUAAAGUGGUUCCCCGGUUUAAAGUCCUUGAAACUCGCCGGAAGAAACACGUGCACUGUCCCGGAAAAUAGCCCUCUCAGAAGGUCGGAGCUUAGACGAGAAGAGAUCUCGAUGACUUUGUGGAACGAAACCAACGAACAAAACACUGUUUGAGUUUUCGAGGAUGCGACGUCGGUUUAGGUAAAAACGUUGAAACUGUGAACGAUGAAAGUGGAGCUUGGGUCGAAAUUAGUCUUGUAUCUGUGGUUCGCGGCGAGUUCGCGAUGGUGAUGGUGCUUGAAACUCGAAAUAGAUUAACUAUCCCCGCUUAAUUAUCAUUACGAUCAUUACAGAGUAACUGAGAAUUGCGAGAUUGAACUUUGAGUAAGUGAUUGCAGGGUAGACGUAUGAAUGAAUUUUAUGGGAUGAUGAGAGCAUACGACGAUAAGCUACAAAAAUAUUUUAGCUCGUCGAGCUGAUGCUGAAAGGGAAAAUGAGACUGUGUAAGUGCGAGUAAACAUUUCGAACCUUCUAUCUUUUUUUCUUUUCUUUGUUCUUUUCUUCUGCGCGAGGAGGGGAAAGUGCGCUUACGCAUACCCAGCAACCCGUGCGGCAGCUGGAUUACGUGGAACUCGGCAAAACACUGAAAACCUCUCCUCUUCCUGAUAUCGAAUAGGUACACGAGGUCCAAGCCCGUAACUGCCAUAAGCAUUACGUCGGGGUUGACCUCUUUGGAUUUGUAUCUCCUCAUUUAUUUCAUGAAUAGUCAAGUAAUUGGAACCUAACCUUGGCCUGGUGUAAAUACAGCAAGCUUCGGAUCUUAGUUUUCAUAUUCGGCAAUUAAAAUCAAUCUGAUCUGGUAUGAUCAUCUAUACGACGAUAUAACCUAGGUCGAGGUAAAUUUAACUUUGUCCUAAUCUACGGUAGAUCUGAGCGAUAAAAUCUAGCUAACUUCCAAUUGCAUCUAACUUAAUUUACAAACGAUAAAAUUUCACUUCCUUUUUUCGCACUUCAAGUAUUUAAGUUUGUAAGUCAUAAAAGAAGAAUGCUUUAAAAAUACUGUACAAUUCUAUGUUGCAAAGCCAACAAAUAGUUUUACUUGUUGAGAAUUAAAAAGAAUAGAAAACGGUACUGUAUAACGUAUGAAGAUUGAAAUUCGAAUAAAAUUUAACAGAAAUCGUUCUUUUUUAAACAGUUUAUACAGCAUCUCAGUUAGCUUAUCUGUGCAAAUUUGUAUCCUUGUAGUUCAAAUUUGUAGUUCAAAAAAUCAUUAGUUUAUUUCAUUCACUUCUGCUUGCGUUUUAGAAGAACUAUCCAAUUAAAAACACAUACACGACUCACCUUUAUUUAAAAGAAAAACUAGGUUUGUGAAAAUAAUUAAAAAAUUCGAACUAAUCGUCGAGCUAACGAGGUACAGCGUCGCUGUGUCGCUUUUAACGUCAAAAAGUUGGUGAUGUUAUUGUAACGGGACGAACUCGUUAAUCCGAUCGAUUCAGAAGAAAUCACGAAUUCCACGUGGUUUACAGUAUAACUUUUGCCUCGAUAAUUGAGAAGCUUAGCCCAAAUGUUUCGAACUUCAAAAAGACUGAUCCUUAUUAACUAGAGUUUCUACAAGAAUUCGCAUUUUCAUCGUAUUUCCCGCUGGUCGAUAAUUUACCGAUAGAAACUUUUAAGUUUUCUACAAUAUCGACCCGAGAUAAAUCUCGCUUAAUUAAAAAUAGACGAUUUUCGUUACCGUAUAAAGAACGAUUAAUCUGUGGAGAAUCAAUGAACGUUACUUAUGAUAUUACAAAUUACGAUCAUUUCCGUUUUCCUUCUUCCUUCGACUUUUUUGACACUAGAAAGUAUCUAGUUUUUUAUUUUGUUUCAUUUUUCUUUUUAUGGUAUCACUGAUUCGUCAAAAAGAUUUAGUAUCUACCGAAGAAGAUGAUAAACUUAAUUUUGUCUUUUAAAAAUGCAUAAACAUGUGUUGAGAGUAAUGUUGUAAGUUUCAUUUGAUAAAUAUAACAUGAUUGAUUUGGUAAAAGAGUGACACGUCCAAAAAAAACACAACUUCCAAGAUAUUUGCAGGGAUUAACUCUAAAAAUAAACUAUUUAAAAAUAAUAAAUAUCGUUUACUAGAAUAGAAUAAUUAUCCAAUAAAAUUAUAUUAUUUAACAAGGACAACACCACAAUUUAAGAUCAGACUUUAGUCCUUCUUCUAGUAGUAAACAAUACCAUUAAUCACAUUGUAAAAAAACAAAGUUUUCAUGCUAAAUAACAGAGUGAUUAAUUAUAUUCUAUUUCAAACUGUUUUCCUAAUGAUUGUGCCAAUCUUUUUGUAUCACUCUUCUAAUAAAUUAACAACAUGUGCACUUACCUAUUCCGUUGCAUAAACCAAGAAUACAUCGUGUUGCGUACUUACAAAUGAUUAAUAUAUCCAAGAAGUAUAAACAAGAAGGAAUUAUUGGAUCGUGGUCAUAAAUUGUUUUCGAAUAAUAUACGUAUCACGAAGUGCUUGUCAGAUUUGCUAUAUCCAUGAUUCAUGGCGGAUAUUUGAAAACGUAGAGAUUAAAGAUAGAGUGCGUGACUGCGGGAGAACUGAAAAAGAAAUCUAGCGACAGAAAGAGAACGCUGCAUAAGGACCUCUUAUGUCCUUGUCUAAUAACCUACGAACGGUCAUAUAGUAGGUAUUUGAGUGUAAUACCGUUCAACGAAUAACAUCAGGGUACGAUACACAAGACGAGAACAGAGGAAGCCUUUACGCAGCGUUCUCUCUUUCUAUUUCUAUAUCGCAUUCAAUUACACAUGGCUCGCGUACUCUAUCUUUAUAUCUCGAUGGUUGAAAAGCCAUGUCGAUAUUACAGGUCGAUAUAUGUAUAUAUAUAUAUGAUAAACCUUCGUCUCUCUUUCCUAAAUCGUACAAACUCGGGAUAAGAAGUCAUUGGUGUGUUGCAAUGAAAAUUCAAAGUUUAUUAUAAAGAGAGAGAUGUAAAAAAUUUUGAAAGUUGCACAUUGCGGGACGAAAUAAUAAAAUAUCACAAGUAACUUCUAGAAAUUUCUACUGGUAAUAUCACUUCAUAAUAUCUUUUAUCAUAAAUACUGUUGUUUACAAUUCUAGUAAUAUUCAAAUCGAAGCUUUGAUAAGUUAAAAUUGUCAUACAUACUUGUAACGAAAAUAUUCUUAAUAUAACUUUUAAUAAAUUUUGUUACACAUUUUUGUUUAUAACAAUAGAUGUUUACAUUGUUCUAUAUAUCAUAUAUAUAGUGAUAUUAAUACUAUCAAUAUUAAUAAUAGAUAUUUAUAUUUUAUCCUGCAAUGAUACAUAGUAAAUAAAUAAAUCUACUUAGAUUGUCAAAUAACACGUUAUUAUCCAUAAAUGAAAUUUGUUAAAAUUUGGCACGAAAAUUGAAAUUAAGCGAGCCUAUCCUAGAGACACAUUGUAUAUCUUUAUAUGUUAAUGAACAUAGAAGAAACGUAAAUAAGAUGAGCGGCAAUAGAAUAUUGUCAAUGUCGAUGCCAUAGACUUCGUUAUCAUAUUGAAAUAAGCGACUCGUUUAACGGUUCCGUUUGAAUCUUAAGAAUGUGAUAUUAUUUAUUGCGUAAUUACUAUUAUAUUAGUCAUUAUAAACUCCAAAAUAGUUAGUACCUUAGUCCAAUAUAUGUGUCAUGUUUGUUUCGUUUGUAUAAGUCAAUGUAUUUUCAGUAAUAAUAUUUUGAUAAUAAUA
This is a messenger RNA of Bombus pascuorum, 6911 nucleotides long. Its product is annotated as pyrokinin-1 receptor-like. Gene Ontology annotation, molecular function: neuromedin U receptor activity. The transcript has 3 exons. The record is from RefSeq and is a predicted model, not a curated record. Bases 1794 to 3377 code for a protein of 527 amino acids. Gene Ontology annotation, cellular component: plasma membrane. Lineage: Eukaryota; Metazoa; Arthropoda; Insecta; Hymenoptera; Apidae. Gene Ontology annotation, biological process: neuropeptide signaling pathway.